Messenger RNA from Clarias gariepinus (North African catfish), 1359 nucleotides. RefSeq names its product angiopoietin-4-like. The record is from RefSeq and is a predicted model, not a curated record. The coding region runs from base 37 to 840 and encodes 267 amino acids. Gene Ontology annotation, molecular function: receptor tyrosine kinase binding. Lineage: Eukaryota; Metazoa; Chordata; Actinopteri; Siluriformes; Clariidae. The transcript has 6 exons. Gene Ontology annotation, biological process: Tie signaling pathway; angiogenesis.
UCCUCCAUUUCCAGUUGUGUUUGUCUUGAUGUGGAGAUGAUUGCCUCAGUAAGGAUGAAGAAGAUUGGCUGUGCUGGACUGCUUUUAAUAACAUGCAGCAUGGUCACUUCUACUGUCGGGACAGAAGUACCAGGGGAUGUGCAAGGGACAGACUGCACGCAGAUAAAAACAAACUUCCCAGAUGCAACGAGUGGCAUCUAUACCAUUCAUCCAUCUGGAUUAACAGACCCUAUCAAGGUUUACUGUGAGAUGCAGGAUGAUGGAGGAUGGACUGUUAUCCAGAGAAGGUCUGGUGGAAAGGUUUCCUUCAACAGGAACUGGGAAAAGUAUAAGUGGGGAUUUGGAAAUAUUCAGAAAGACCACUGGUUGGGGCUCGCCAAGAUAUGGGCUCUAACCAAAAGCAAGGAUCAUAAGUCAACACUCAGAGUAGACUUGUGGGACUUUGAAGGAGGUUCUGCCUAUGCUAAUUAUGAAGAUUUUUGGAUUGGUGGUGAGAAAACAGCCUAUAAGCUGCAUGUUGGAAAAUACAGUGGCACUGCAGGUGAUGCUAUCCGUGGGGCAUAUGCUGGCAUUGACCAAAAUGGUUAUGGUUUCAGUACACAUGACCGUGACAAUGAUGGGUGCUCCCCGUGUAUUUUCGGGGAUAUUGGGGUUAAUGAAUGUACUCGUGGAAAUGGUGGAGGAUGGUGGUUCAGCAGCUGUGGCUCAGCUGAACUGAAUGGAGAAUGGCACUCUGGGGAAAAUAAUCGUGGCUGGGCAUCUGGCCUCCACUGGCUCACCUGGAGAGGCCCUGGGCCCUACUCAGCUAAGGCAACACGCAUGAUGGUCAAGACCUUUUAGCAAUCAUAGGUUUGCGCAACUUAAACAAGCAGCAAAAUGACACACGAUACUUACAAUAUAUUCCAGUUUGACUAGUCUGUAUAUUUUUAGUUUGCUUAAGUGUUGUUCAGUUUCCUCAUCCUGUCUAUUAAUAAACACGUAGGCUAACAGGCCACCCAAAAGUGUAAAUGGACCACAAUUCCAUCCAGUGAUCUCCCACUUUAUGCGCAGUUUUACCAGGAUGGGCUUCAGAUCCAUCAUAACCAGAAUAAGAAGGAUUGAGUAAAUGUACUCUGUUAUUACACUGGCUGGCUUCAUUUAACACUCCUCAGGGCUUGGGAAUGUAGUUCUGUUUUCUGUUUUAAAUGUGUUAAUGUUGGUUAAAUGUUUAUGGAAUUAAAUCAUAUUUCAGAAUACAUCAGAAUAAGAAACACAUGUGUAAUCUUUAGCCUUGGGUUUAAUUUUGCUUUAAAACUUAAAAUGAUUUAAAAUGUACUGUUUUGUGAAAAGGCAAAUGAUAAAAUGCUGUUAAAGCACCAA